CGCGCCCCCGACGCACAGCCCGGCUCGGGAGCGGCGCGCCGUUGUCCUCCAUGGGGGCUUCGCAAUGAGCCUGCUUCCCCGAGACCGGCUUAUUCCAGCCUGCGAGCGCCGGCUGCCGCUGCUGCCGCUGCCGCCGCCGGUCCUUUGUUCCCGCGCCCGCGCAGCCCCCCGAGGACGAUGCUGCCGGCCGGGGAGGGGAAUCGCGAGCAGCACCGGGGCGAACCGGCUCGGGCCGGAGGAGGGCGACCGGCGCCGAGCUGCGAGGGCCGCUUGGGAGAAUAAGAAGAGCAGGCGCCGCGGCUGCCCUUUGCUCCCGCCACCCCCCAGAUCGAAUGUUUACCCUUGCAGAAGUUGCAUCUCUUAAUGACAUUCAGCCAACGUACCGCAUUCUGAAACCAUGGUGGGACGUAUUUAUGGAUUACCUAGCAGUCGUUAUGCUGAUGGUCGCCAUUUUUGCUGGAACCAUGCAGCUGACCAAAGAUCAGGUGGUCUGUUUGCCCGUCCUGCAGUCGGCUGUAAAUGCAAAGGUGCAGCCCAGCUCCUCGCCGAGUGCCAAAGCUACAAGCGCUGUUCCGGAACCCGAAACUACCGCAGCCCAAGACAAAGAAGCGCAGGGAGCGAGAGCUGUUUCUUUUGCACCUGUUGCCGCAACUGACAUACCUCUCAGCAGUUCUACCUUUCCACCAUUGCACUCCACUGUCGCCAGUCCAGAGGAGAAGGAGCAGGCAGAUCCCCUGGGCCGAAAAACUAACUUGGAUUAUCAGCAAUAUGUUUUCAUUAACCAGAUGUGCUACCACUUGGCUCUUCCUUGGUAUUCAAAGUACUUUCCCUACUUAGCUCUUAUACAUACCAUUAUUUUAAUGGUGAGCAGCAACUUUUGGUUCAAAUACCCCAAAACGUGCUCGAAGAUCGAGCACUUUGUCUCCAUCCUGGGGAAGUGCUUUGAAUCUCCGUGGACUACAAAGGCGUUGUCUGAGACGGCGUGUGAGGAUUCUGAGGAGAAUAAGCAGAGGCUGACCGGGGCCCAGUCUUUGCCCAAGCACGUGUCCACCAGUAGCGACGAAGGGAGUCCGAGUGCCAGCACCCCCAUGAUCAACAAGACGGGCUUUAAGUUCUCGGCGGAGAAGCCCGUCGUCGAGGUUCCGAGCAUGACCAUUUUGGACAAAAAAGAUGGCGAGCAAGCCAAAGCCCUCUUCGAGAAAGUAAGGAAAUUCCGGGCGCACGUGGAGGACAGCGAUUUGAUCUACAAACUCUACGUCGUACAGACAGUCAUCAAAACUGUGAAGUUCAUAUUUAUUCUCUGCUACACGGCAAACUUCGUCAACGAAAUCAGCUUUGAGCACAGCUGCAUGCCCAAAGUGGAGCACCUGACUGGCUACCAGGAGUUCGAAUGCACACACAACAUGGCUUACAUGCUGAAGAAGCUGCUCAUCAGUUACAUUUCCCUCAUUUGCGUCUACGGUUUCAUCUGUUUGUACACACUCUUCUGGUUGUUCCGGUUACCCCUGAAGGAGUACUCCUUCGAGAAGGUUAGGGAAGAGAGCAGCUUCAGCGAUAUUCCAGAUGUUAAGAACGACUUUGCGUUUCUCUUGCACAUGGUGGACCAGUAUGACCAGCUGUACUCCAAGCGGUUCGGCGUCUUCUUGUCGGAGGUGAGCGAAAACAAGCUGAGGGAAAUAAGCCUGAACCACGAGUGGACUUUCGAAAAGCUGCGCCAGCAUGUUUCCCGCAACGCCCAGGACAAGCAAGAACUUCAUCUCUUCAUGCUCUCAGGGGUCCCUGAUGCAGUGUUUGAUCUUACCGACUUGGACGUGCUGAAACUUGAGCUGAUCCCUGAAGCUAAAAUCCCAGCUAAGAUCUCCCAGAUGACGAACCUGCAAGAGCUACACCUCUACCACUGUCCCGCGAAGGUGGAACAAACAGCCUUCAGCUUCCUUCGCGACCACCUGAGGUGCCUGCACGUGAAGUUCACCGACGUGGCGGAAAUCCCGGCUUGGGUGUACUUACUUAAAAACCUCCGGGAGUUGUACCUGAUAGGCAACUUGAACUCUGAAAACAACAAAAUGAUAGGACUUGAAUCUCUUAGGGAACUGAGGCACCUCAAAAUUCUCUACGUGAAAAGCAACCUGACCAAAAUCCCAUCGAACAUCACGGAUGUGGCCCCACAUCUAACCAAGCUCGUCAUCCAUAACGACGGCACCAAGCUCUUUGUGUUGAAUAGCCUUAAGAAAAUGAUGAAUGUAGCAGAGCUGGAAUUGCAGAAUUGCGACCUGGAGCGCAUCCCGCACGCCAUCUUCAGCCUCACCAACUUGCAGGAGCUGGAUCUGAAGUCCAACAGCAUACGCACAAUUGAAGAAGUCAUCAGCUUCCAACAUUUGAAAAGACUGACUUGCCUGAAGUUGUGGCACAACAAAAUAGUCAUCAUUCCUCCUUCCAUUACCCAUGUGAAAAACCUGGAGUCGCUUUACCUCUCCAACAAUAAACUCGAAUCCUUACCGGCUGCAGUGUUCAGUUUACAGAAGCUCAGAUGCUUAGAUGUGAGCUACAACUCUAUUGCAGUGAUUCCCCUGGAGGUAGGCCUGCUGCAGAACCUCCAGCACCUGCAUAUCACCGGAAACAAAGUAGACAUUUUGCCAAAACAGCUGUUUAAGUGUACCAAGCUGAGGACUUUGAGCCUGGGGCAAAACUGCAUCACCUCGAUUCCGGAAAAGAUUGGCCAGCUCUUGCAGCUAACACACCUAGAGCUGAAGGGGAACUGUUUAGACCGCCUCCCGGCUACGCUGGGUCUGUGUCGGCUUCUCAGGAAAAGUGGACUCAUUGUAGAAGAUCACCUCUUUGACACGUUGCCUUCAGAGGUCAAAGAAGCGUUGAACCAAGACACAAACAUUCCCUUUGCUAAUGGGAUUUGAACAGAGGUAGAACUCCCAAGUGACUAACGUAGAUUAUAUUAAAAGUACACCUUGUUAUAAAAACCCUGUGUUGGGAACCCGGAACUCCUUUUUUGUAAGAAAGGACUGUUAACCGAGGGUGGUAGAAGCUUGUUUGGUGUUUGUAGUAUUUUGAAACAUCAUUUCCAAAUUUUUUGGAGGGGAAAGAAGGAAGGGGGGGAGGGAAAUCCUUAAACAAUCUUGAUUCUUCUUCUUUUUCCUUUAAAGAUGUUUGUAACUUGGAUGCUGCCGCUUUUGAAUGUUUACAAACUGCUCGCCUGCUUAAUGUACAUGAUUAAACUGGUGACCUUUUCUUACUAUAAAAAAACAUUUAGUGGCUCA
Messenger RNA from Lacerta agilis (Sand lizard), 3269 nucleotides. RefSeq names its product leucine rich repeat containing 8 VRAC subunit D (gene LRRC8D). Gene Ontology annotation, molecular function: protein binding. Bases 333 to 2909 code for a protein of 858 amino acids. The record is from RefSeq and is a predicted model, not a curated record. The transcript has 2 exons. NCBI's taxonomy places the organism in Eukaryota, Metazoa, Chordata, Lepidosauria, Squamata, Lacertidae.